Molecule: messenger RNA, 3921 nt
Organism: Penicillium malachiteum
Lineage: Eukaryota; Fungi; Ascomycota; Eurotiomycetes; Eurotiales; Aspergillaceae
Gene: admB
Exons: 3
Coding region: 1-3921 (1306 amino acids)
Biological process (GO): translesion synthesis; proteolysis
Molecular function (GO): damaged DNA binding; DNA-directed DNA polymerase activity; metalloendopeptidase activity
Source: RefSeq, a predicted model, not a curated record
AUGACACUAACGCGCAACGACCGUCGCAUAAUUCUGCACCUCGAUUAUGACUGUUUCUACGCCUCAGUAUUCGAGGUAGAGCAACCAGCUCUAAAAACCCUCCCGCUGGCGGUACAACAGAAGCAAAUCAUCGUAACAUGUAACUACGAGGCCCGACGACGUGGACUACACAAGCUACAGUUAAUCAAAGAGGCGAAGCGAAUUUGUCCUGACGUGGUGAUUGUCCUCGGUGAGGACUUGACCAAAUUCCGAGAUGCGUCAAAAGAUCUCUAUCUCUUCAUUCGUGGCUUCAUAUGGGGCGGACGAGUAGAGAGAUUGGGAUUUGAUGAGCUUUCCUUGGAUGUGACUGAUAUGAUUGAUUAUAAUAUCAAUUUAUUGAACCUGAAUGAUCUGACGAGUUCAUUCUUUCAUUUGGAUUCUAAGGAUCCGACUCUUGGGUUUGAGUAUGAUGCGACUAAAAUUGUUGGUUCUACAUUCCCAGCGGAGACUAGCACAUCUUCAUCUCUACGUGAUACAUCAUCACUGGAAAUGAAGCUGCUGGUCGCUUCACAUCUGCUGAAGCAUCUUCGAGAUAAGAUGGAACAUGAGAAAGGGUUUACCGCUACAGGAGGUGUAUCGACCUCGAAGCUUCUGGCUAAACUAGUGGGAAGUGUCAACAAACCUAAUCAACAGACGACCUUAUUGCCACCAUAUUUAACGGAAGAUGGCUUCGAAAGCAACGUGACUCAAUUCUUGGAUAGUCAUGAGAUUCGAAAAAUCCCAGGAAUCGGAUCUCGACUAGCCCAGAAACUGCGAGCUCGGGUGACGAGACCGAACAACGAAGACGAAGAUGAGGACGAGAAAAUCACCGUCCGCGAUGUACGUCUCUAUCCCGGGAUGGGGCCAGCACUCCUUGAGAAAACACUUGGAGGACCCGGAGCAGCGCGAGGCAUUGGGAUGCGCAUCUGGAGUAUUCUACACGGUGUAGACAAUACAGACGUGCGAGAAGCCCGCGAUUUACCUACACAGAUUAGUAUCGAAGAUUCCUACGGUCGGGGACAUUUAGAUACAGUGGAGAGAGUGCGACGGGAACUGAUAAUUCUGAGUCGAAGUCUCAUUCGACGUAUGAGAACCGAUCUCAUAGAUCAAAGCGAGGGUAGUCCUCGGUGGGUGGCUCACCCACGUACAUUGAGACUAUCGACGCGACCUCGCAAUGCACCGGAAACAGACGGUGUGCGAACAUACAACGCGAAUCGAAUUUCCCGAUCGGCGCCACUGCCGACAUUUAUCUUCCAUGAUGAGAAUGUGGAUUCAUUAGCAGAGCGAUUGGUUCAAGAAAGUCUUUUGAUAAUGUUUCGGAAACUUCAUCCGGAGAAAUCUGGUUGGGACUUGAGUUUGAUGAAUGUGGCUGUGACAAACAUGGUGGAGAGUGCGGGGGACCAGAAACAGAGUAGUGGACGGGAUAUUGGGAAGAUGUUUCAACAACAGGAGACGAUACGACGAGAGUGGAGAGUGUCAGAUUUAUCCGAGUUGAGUCAGAGUCAGAAUGAGACCCAGAACGAGACUCCAGAUGUCGAUCAAUUGGAGAAAGAAAAUAAAGUGGAAUGGGAGGAUGGAGAGGAAGAAAUGUACACGCGCUCCCAAGCAUCAGAAGCGAUCCACCAAGUCACCUCAAUCGAUAAUGCCGUAAUACGGACCCCCUCACACUCGAUAGACCACCUCUCACACUUCGACCUCACCUUCAACCUCCACCGCGGCAGCACGCGCAUUAAACUGGAACUAGAACCAAAUCAUGAUAUCCUCGCCGACGAUGCCUAUAUCCAGUACAUCGAUGCCGAUGGCUCCCUCGUGGAAGGGGAACCGAUCCACCGACAUGAGCACAAGGUUUUCCGAGGGCGGGCACUAGUCGGUUCAGGGACAGGACGGUGGACACCAUCAGGCUGGGCGAGAAUAAUGGUCCGAAGGGAUGGAGAGGAUCCGUUAUUCGAGGGCGCGUUCAGUCUUGAUCACGAUAAGCACCAUAUCGAGCUACAGUCUACAUAUCUCGCUAAGAAGCGACCUAUCGAUGUCAGUAUUGAACACAGGGACACCGAAUACAUGGUUGUGUAUCGGGACUCCGACAGGACUCAUAUGCAUCCGGAGCUUAAGAAACGGUCGUUACCUGUAUCCACUGGGUGUGAGGCAAAUAAACUGGACUACAAUGCUGAUUUGACAAAUUCAAUCUUUCCAUUUGGGAUCGGAGGACCCGAUGAACAAUGGGGUGUCACAUCGUUGAAUUCAUUGUUCGGUCUGAGCAAGCGACAAUCUGAUGUGGGUGGCAUAUCAGGUAAUACUGGUGGAGUGGACUUGGAAUCGACCAUCGGCGAUACAUCAGGGUGUCCGAAGACGAAGAAAGUGGCCCUCAUUGGAGUCGCUACGGAUUGCAAAAUGACCGACUACUUCUCUGGCAACACAACCGCCACAGCCAAGGACGCAGCGAAGGACUAUGUUAUCAACGUUGUCAACACGGCGUCGAGCGUCUACGAGGACUCCUUCAAUGUCUCAAUUGGUCUACGCAACCUUACUGUCAAUAAAGAGUCUUGCCCAACCACUGACAACGAUGCAACUCCAUGGAAUGUCGACUGCAAUAGCGGUAAUAUAACCUGGCGACUGAACGAGUUCUCAAAAUGGCGCGCCGAUAACAAAGACAACAACGCCUACUGGACUCUAAUGACAGCCUGUUCAACAGGUUCUGAGGUUGGAAUCUCCUGGAUGGGUCAGCUAUGCAACUCUGAUUUAACGAGCUCUGGUUCGAGCUCCGUCAGCGGCGCCAAUGUCGUAGUGGGUAAUGCAGGAACGACCUGGCAGAUUUUCGCCCAUGAAUCCGGACACACAUUCGGCGCAGUUCACGACUGUGACUCACAAACCUGCUCCGAGGGACUGGAAGAUUCAUCCCAAUGCUGUCCACUGACCUCAUCAACCUGCAACGCCAAUGCCCAGUAUAUCAUGAAUCCUUACGCAGCAUCAACCAUGACCAACUUCUCCGAGUGCACGAUCGGGAAUAUCUGCUCAGCUAUUGGCCGGAACAGUAUCAAAUCAACCUGUCUAACCGAUAAUCGUGGUGUCGUGACUAUCACCGGAAGCCAAUGCGGAAACGGCAUUGUUGAAGCCGGCGAGGACUGCGAUUGCGGUGGUACAGAAGGGUGCGGAGAUAAUGCCUGCUGCGAUGCAACGACAUGCAAGUUCAAGAAUAACGCAGUGUGCGAUGACUCGAAUGAUAACUGCUGUUCCAGCUGUCAAUUUGCUUCUUCUGGAACAGUCUGUCGCGCGAGUGCCGGAGUAUGCGAUAUCGCCGAGUACUGUACCGGGAAUUCCAGCGCCUGUCCCAAUGACCAGUUCGAGAAGGAUGGCACAUCCUGCGGCUCAAAAGGACAGGGUCUGGAGUGUGCGAGUGGUCAAUGUACCAGUCGGGACUACCAAUGUCGCUCUGUUCUCGGUAAUAUCCUCAAUAGUAAUGACUCCUGGGCAUGCGAUAAUACGAAUGCCCCAUCCUGCAUGAUUGUUUGCGGUGCACCACAGAUCGCACAAGAGUACGGCUCUACAACCUGCGUUGAGAUGAACCAGAAUUACCUCGACGGGACGCCCUGUGAGUCUGGUGGACGCUGCACCAACGGACAGUGCAAGGGUUCCUCAGUUGGUGGGUGGAUCAAAGACCAUAAGAACCUCGUUAUUGGGAUCUGUGUUGGAGUAGGAUGCUUGAUUCUAAUCGCUUUGCUAUACUGCAUUAUUGGCUGGUGUCGAGGCCUUCGUUCACGUCGAAAGUACAUGAAUGCGCCUCCGCCACGAUACCCUGGUCCUCCUCCUGGACCUCCUGGUAUGCGUGGACCGCCUCCCCCGAAUCAGUGGUAUGGACAGCCGCCUGGCUAUCCAAAUGUUCCACCACCUCGAGAACAAUAUGGCUAA